Messenger RNA from Microdochium trichocladiopsis, 1419 nucleotides. RefSeq names its product peptidase M24, structural domain-containing protein. The transcript has 2 exons. NCBI's taxonomy places the organism in Eukaryota, Fungi, Ascomycota, Sordariomycetes, Xylariales, Microdochiaceae. The record is from RefSeq and is a predicted model, not a curated record. Bases 1 to 1419 code for a protein of 472 amino acids.
AUGCACACCACGGACAGGCCAUUGCGGGCACCAGGCGCCGACAUCGAGGCCAAGCCACUGCUAGGCGCGUUCCUCGACAGGCCUACGGCACCAGCCCCCCGUGCGGCCCUUGCCAACAGGAGCUGGCUGCUGCGCGCCCUCACCGUCACGGGCCUUUUGGUCGUCGCGGCGGCCAUCACUUUCAUCACCACUUCAGACACCACCGCAUCCCUGGGGACUAGCAUCGAGGAGUGUGCGUGGGCCGCCCUUGAGGAGCACGUCUCGCUGCUCGAUGUGCCGCCCAUCCCCCGGAGCGAGUUCCUCGCCCGCCAGCAGAGACUGGCCGCAGCGCUCAAGGCUGAGGGCGUAGACGCCUUCAUCGCCGAGCCGUCCGCCUCGACGGCCUACUAUGCCAACGUCUCGGCCGCCUUUGACCUCUCGGAGCGCCCGUUCCUGGUCAUCCUUGACAGCAGAGCCGAGUUCUCGUACUUGGUGCCGUCUUUCGAGGCCGGCCGCAUCGCCGCGCUGGACAUGGUCUACGACACAAAGGCCGUCAUCCAGUGGGACGAGACGCAAUCGCCGUACGCGGUGCUCAAGGACAAGACCAAGCUCGGCAGGGUCAUGGUCGACGAGCACGCCCGCUUCAUGAUUGCUGCUGGCCUCGGGGGCGCCGGGAUCGAGGUCGUGCCCAUGUCGGCGACGGUGCAGAAGCUACGCGCCGUCAAGCAGGAGUCGGAGAUUGCCAUUCUCCGGGGCAUCAACCGCUUCACCCGGCAGCUGGUCCGCGCCCUGCGGCCCUGCAUCCGGGUCGGCAUGACGCAGGAAGAGGUGACGCAAGCUGCCAAGGCGCUCUUCACCCGCGCUGGUGUUGGCGAGGGCUUCUGGGCGAUUAUACUCUUCGGCGACCAGGCGGCCUUCCCACAUGGUGGCAAGCACGGCAAGACGCUGCAGCAUGGCGAGUUUGUCCUCAUCGACAUUGGCUCCAGCCUCCACAGCUACGGCAGCGACGUCACCCGCACCGUCCUGCCACCCAGCGCCACCGUCAGCAAGGAGCUUCUCGACAUGUGGCACACGGUCCACGCUGCCCAGAGUGCUGGCUUCGAGCUCAUGCACCCAAACCAGACAUGCUCCGACAUUGACGCGGCAUCUCGCAAGCCAGUCGAGGCGGCUGGCCUGGGCCCGUACUAUACACACAGACUGGGCCAUGGCCUGGGCCUGGAAAUGCACGAGCAUCCAUACCUGAACGGGGCAAACAAGGAGAAGUUGAGCAUCGGAGAGGUCGCGACCAAUGAGCCGGGUAUCUACGUUACCACCGAGCAAGCCUCCGAGAUAGGGUGGAAGACCGGCUUCGGGAUCCGUCUAGAGGAUCCAAUCCUGGUGACCAAAGACGGUGGCGAGCCACUUACAGGCCGCAGGGCUUUAUCUCCAUAUGACCCCUAA